AUGAUUUAUAAAAUUGUAAUUGUGGGAAAAUUUACUGGUUUUAUUCGAAGUUGUUUCCGAAGGUUUAGUUUGAGGUCUACAACGACUGGACUAAUGGAUAGCAAAGUUGCUGAUUUGGAAAAGCUCAAGGAUCUUUUCCUUGACAUCGCAAGAGUACCCCUACCAGUCAGUGGCCGUAUUAUACGUAAGAAAAGAAAUAGAUUUCUAGAGGUCAGUUUCAUUUGGUCAAGCCGUGCCUUGACGAUGAAGAAGACAAUCUUAACAGAACGACUUAGCGUAGUUGGCCCGAAAACAGAAGACACUCACAGCUUUGCUGUGAAUGCAACGACCGUUUCUUAUAGGCCACAGUAUGUAUCGUACUCAAGGAGCAAUGGAAAAGUUGCCAACUUAAUCACGAUAAAAAAUGGAAGUGAAAAAAAGCAGUAUGUCAAGAUAUUUGACCUACUAGAGCAUCAGGAAGUUCUCUGUGAGGAAGUGACUUCUCCAAAGAAGCAUGGCGUUGUUCACACUUCAGGAGACUUCAGUACAUUAUCAUGGUCCUAUGGAGAAGGAACUUUGCUUUAUAUAGCCGAGCAAUAUGUGAAAUCAGCGAACAUCUAUGAUGCUGAUUUGGAUUGGAAUAACGUUGAAAAAAUUAUUGAUUCUAAUGUUGGGCAAAAAUAUGAAUAUAUUGAAAGUUGGGGUGAGGAACAGGACGAAGCACGGCAGCCAGCGCUAUUCACAAUUGAUGUUUUCAGUGGCAGUGUGACUCGAAUUGAUGGAAUUCCCGGCGAUUUAUCACCCUCGAGGGCUAUAUUUUCUCCGGAUGACGACGGUAUCGUCUUUUAUGGGAUUAAAACCAAACCAUUCAAACUGGGAAAGAUUUUUUGCAACAACCGAAAAGGAACGUUACUCUACUACAAGUUCAACGACGCCAGCGUGCAUCAGUUAAGUGACUCUGAUAUUGGAAUCGAGAAUUUCUCUUUUGCACCAGACAAAAAGAAGCUGAUAUACUUUCAGCGAGCAGUUGAUGCACCACAUAAUGCUGCUUUUGCUCUGUACACGGUAAAGCAUGGAAGAUAUUCUAUAAUGAAAAUAUUUUUAGAUUCUAGCUCGUUUCCUGGUUUCUAUACUAUGCAGACGGGUAAUCAGUGUUGGUGUAAUGACAGUAAGCGUAUUGUUUUGUCUACUGGCUGGGGAGCAAAGCUAGUAAAUUCUUUUUCUGAUUAUUCUUACCUUUCUUUUAUCAAGCAACUUCAUGGGAGUUGGUCGUUAUUUGAUGUUUACGAUGAUUUUGUACUCGCUUCCUGUUCUGCCCCAAAUCGACCGCCCCUAGCAUUACUUGGUCAUUUGCCUGAGGCAGGGAAAGAAGAACAGAUCAUUUGGAUACCUCUAGAUACUGGUUCUAACUAUGAAGAGAAGAGCAAGUUAAGUAAUUUCAACUGGGAAAUUGUAAAGUUUGAGCGUAAUGGAGACUCGUAUGAAGGGAUCUUGUACAUCCCGAAAGAUGUUCACAGUUGUCCACUGGUUGUUGCUCCUCAUGGUGGCCCGCACGGGCACUCGAUAGCGGCAUGGCCACGACGAGAUCACGUUAUGAUGUUGAAUUCUGGUUAUGCGAUCUUACAAGUUAAUUACCAUGGCUCGCUCGGUUACGGAGAUGACUUUGUUCGGUCCCUUCCUGGACACUGUGGAGAUUUGGAAGUCAAUGACGUGCAUUUUGCUGUCGAGACUGUUUUGCCGAGAUACCCUGUACUAGACAAAGGUCGAGUAGUAUUAUUUGGAGGCUCCCAUGGUGGUUUCAUCGUUAGUCACCUAGUUGGAAGGUUUCCGGGUUUCUACAAAGCUUGCGUUGCCUUGAACCCAGUUUUGGAUAUUGCAAGUAUGUGGGCAAUAUCCGACAUUCCUGACUGGGCGAUAGCUUGUGCCGAGAACCGGAUGCCAGAAUGGGCUGAACCGUUAAAUGCAGAAAAGCUCGGGAGAAUGCGAAAUAUUUCCCCGAUUGCUUACGUGCAGAAUAUUGUGACACCCUAUUUAUUGUUAAUUGGUGAAAAGGAUUUACGAGUCAAGAGCCACUAUGGCCCGUUUAUUCGUAAUCUGGCGGCGAGGAAUGUGCCAUAUAGGUGGGUGAUACUUAAAUAUCCUGACUCAACUCACCGAAUUCAAGAAGUUGAACCGGAGGCAGAUUUCGUCACUGAAGUUAUACGCUUCUUCAAUGCCAACUUGUCGUAG
Molecule: messenger RNA, 2208 nt
Organism: Enterobius vermicularis (human pinworm)
Lineage: Eukaryota; Metazoa; Nematoda; Chromadorea; Rhabditida; Oxyuridae
Source: the annotation of a GenBank genome assembly